This is a messenger RNA of Ilex paraguariensis (yerba mate), 940 nucleotides long. The record is from the annotation of a GenBank genome assembly. Lineage: Eukaryota; Viridiplantae; Streptophyta; Magnoliopsida; Aquifoliales; Aquifoliaceae.
CUUGAUGGAUAUGAGCUGGUAUAACGUAGUCUAACGACCAAGUCAGAAGACAAACCGUCCCACCUUCCUUCAACCAAUCUAUUCCUGAUAGGAUUAACAGUAAGAAAUUGCAGCUAUCCGGAUUAAAUCAGGUGUAGCUGUUGUGAUUAUGGGUGUCUGUGGUGCAGGGAAAUCAACAAUAGGUGAGAUGCUGGCAAAAGUUGUAAACUGUAGCUUUCUUGAUGCUGAUGAUUUCCACCCACAAUCAAACAAAGAAAAGAUGCAGAAAGGGAUCCCUCUAUCGGAAGAAGACCGUGUUCCAUGGCUUGAAAAAUUGCGAGAUCACUUAAAUGUGUGUUUGGUCAGUCACAAAACUGUGAUUCUUGGGUGUUCUGCUUUACAAAAGCGCUAUAGAGAAAUUCUUAGAUCUGCAGACCCUAUUUAUGUACCCCAAACUUAUUUAUGUUCGGUGAAGUUUGUUUUGCUGGACGUUCAGGCUGAGGUUCUUGCUGCUCGGUUAGAGAAAAGAGCAGCAGAAGGGAAUCACUUCAUGCCUGCUAAGCUAUUGCAAUCUCAACUAGAUUUGCUUCAGAUUGAAGAAUCUGAAGGGAUAUAUAAGGUUGAUGGUACACAAAGUCCUCAGGUCAUUGUGAGCACCAUACAAGCUUUGAUUCUAUGAUCAAGAAUUAUUUACAUUCUUGGAGUGAUGAUUGUACAGGGAUUACAUAAAACUGUGUAUGGUAAUAUGGUAAUUCAGAUUAUAAAGACCUACCCAGUGCACAAAGCUUCCUCCUAUAAUGGGGUCUGGAAGAAGCAAGUACCAAGCGGUCUUGCCUCUAUUUUGAAGAGGGUCACUCCUAGACUCGAACCGAUGCUUGGCAAAUAUGAAUUUGAAAGCAUUGGUAAUGUAUCUGUUUACUGAAUCCUGAUCAUAUUUUUCAUAAAUAUAUGGCAAUAGUUU